Messenger RNA from Oncorhynchus masou masou (cherry salmon), 2433 nucleotides. RefSeq names its product hornerin-like. Lineage: Eukaryota; Metazoa; Chordata; Actinopteri; Salmoniformes; Salmonidae. The coding region runs from base 1 to 2433 and encodes 810 amino acids. The transcript has 5 exons. The record is from RefSeq and is a predicted model, not a curated record.
AUGUCGGGUUCAGGUGACAAGCUGCAGGUCUGUCCAGGGCGUGUCCGGUUCACUGGAGCCAGGGGGCGUGUCCGGCUGGAGCCAGGGGCGUGUCCGGAUUCACUGGAGCCCGGGCGUGUCCGGCUGGCUGUCCGGCUGGAGCCAGGGGGCGUGUCCGGCUGGAGCCAGGGGUGGAGUAACAUCUCGUCCAGAGUGGGCCGUCCUCGGGAGUCGCUUCGCCAGACACCUCCUCAACAGAUCCACACAGGCUGGUCCCCACACAGCAUGUCGUACAGCACAACCCCCAGCUGCCACACUGUGGAGGGACCGGCCCGGUACGGCUUCGCUCAGAAACCACUCUGGAGGGGUGUACUGGGACCCCAGCGGCCAGAGCGCAGAGGGAGGCAGGAGCCAGCGGCCAGAGCGCAGAGGAGGCAGCAGCUCAGCGGCCAGAGCGCAGAUGCGCAGGCAGCGGUUGAGAGCGUAGAGGAGUGCAGCAGCCAGCGGCCAGAGCGCAGGGACGGCAGGCGCCCAGCGGCCAGAGCAGGGAGGCAGGCAGCAGAGCUCAGCGGCCAGAGCGCAGAGGCAGAGGCGCAGGCAGAGCUCAGCGGCCAGAGGCAGAGGCGCAGCAGCCAGCGGCCAGAGCGAGGGCGCAGGCAGCCCAGCGGCCAGAGCGCAGAGGCAGGGCAGCCCAGCGGCCAGAGCGCAGGGCAGGCAGUCAGCGGCAGAGCGAGAGCGGCAGAGCAGCGGCCAGCGGCAGAGGCCAGGGCAGAGCCUAGCGGCCAGAGGGCAGCAGCGCGGCCAGAGGCAGGGAGGGCGGCAGGGCAGCUCAGCGGCCAGAGCGCAGAGGCGCAGGGCAGCUUCAGCGGCCAGAGCAGGGCCAGCAGGGGCUCAGCGGCCAGAGCGCAGAGGAGGGGCAGAGCAGCGGCCAGAGGCAGAGGCAGGGCAGCUUCAGCGGCCAGAGCGCAGAGGCGCAGGCAGCUCAGCGGCCAGAGGGCAGGCAGCAGGCAGCUCAGCGGCCAGAGAGAGAGGCGCAGGGCAGACAGCGGCCAGAGGCAGAGAGCAGGCAGCGCAGCGGCCAGAGCGAGGGCAGGGCAGCUCAGCGGCCAGAGAGGCAGAGCAGGCAGCCAGCGGCCAGAGCGAGUGCUCAGGCGCAGAGGCCAGAGAGGCAGCUCAGCGGCCAGAUCGGCAGAGGAGCAGGCAGCUCAGCGGCCAGAGCGCGACCAGGGCCAGGGCAGCCCAGCGGCCAGAGCGCAGGGCCAGAGGCAGCCCAGCGGCCAGAGCAGGCAGAGGCGGCCAGGCGCAGCCUCAGGCCAGAGCGCAGAGGCGCAGGCAGCCCAGCGGCCAGAGCGCAGAGGGCAGGCCCAGCGGCCAGAGCAGAGGCCAGGCAGCCCAGCGGCCAGAGCGCAGAGGCAGCAGCCCAGCCCAGAGCCAGAGGCGCAGGGCAGCCAGCGGCCAGAGCGCAGGCAGCCAGCGGCCAGAGCGCAGAGGCCAGCGGCAGCUCAGCGGCCAGAGCGCAGAGGCCAGCAGCGCAGAGCGCAGCGGCGGCCAGAGCGAGGGGCAGGCAGCCAGUUGUCAGGGUUGGAGCAGAGGCAGCAGCCAGCAGGCCAGGCCCAGCGGCAGAGGCGGGACCAGGCAGCCAGCAGGCAGCGCCCAGGCCAGGAGUGCAGAGGCAGGAGCAGCAGCGGCCAGAGCGGCCAGACCAGCAGGCAGCCCAGCGGCUCAGAGCGCAGGGCCAGCCAGAGCGCAGAGGAGGCCAGGCAGCCAGCGGCCAGAGCGCAGAGGACUAGCACCGCAGGCAGCCCAGCGGGCCAGAGCGGCAGAGGCCGGUGCUGGGCAGCUCCAGCGGCCAGAGCGCAGAGGCGCAGGGCAGAGCUAGCCAGGAGGCGCAGAGCGGCAGCAGGCAGUGUUGUGAGCGCAGAGAGGGCGCAGGCAGCCAGGGAGCCAGAGCCAAGGGCGGACCAGCGGCCAGAAGCGAAGAGGCGCAGGCAGCUCAGCGGCAGAGCAGAGGCGCAGGGCAGCCCAGGGCCAGAGCAGAGCGGCCAGCAGGGCUCAGCGGCCAGAGGGAGAGGCCAGCAGGGCAGCUCAGCGGCCAGAGUGAGAGGCAGGGCAGGGCAGCGGUCGAGGGUGAGCGAGGCCAGCAGGCAGAGCGGUCAGGAGCGAGGGCACCGCCCAGCGGCCGAGCAGGGGCAGGGCAGCUCAGGCGGCCAGAGCGCAGAGGGCAGGGGCAGCGGCGGCCAGAGAGAGGCAGGGCAGAUUAGCGGCCAGAGCGAGAGGCGCAGGCCCAGCGGCCAGAGCGAGGGGAGGCAGCUCAGCGGUCAGGGCGCAGAGGAGGCAGGCAGCCCAGCGGCCAGGAGAGGGGGCCAGCAGGGCCGAGCGCAGGAGCAGAGUGAGGGCCAGCAGCAGCUAGCGGCCAGAGCGAGGGCCAGGCAGGCAGCCCAGCGGCCAGAGUGA